AUGGAUCAUGCCUGCGACCUCCCCGACUCCACAGAUUGGCUCAGCACACCCAUCCCCAAGCUUGCCCGUGUAGAAUCUGCUCUACGAUGUCAAGUAUGCAAAGACUUCUUCGAUAACCCCGUCAUCACCUCUUGUUCUCAUACCUUUUGCUCGCUAUGUAUACGCCGCUGCCUAAGUACAGAGGGCAAAUGUCCUGCGUGCAGAAGUGGGGACCAGGAACUCAAGCUGCGACGGAACUGGGCUAUGCAGGAGAUGGUGGACUCAUUUAAGCUGGCCAGACCUAGUGUUUUGGAGUUUGCGAGGAGCGCUACUGUGAGGCGGGACCAGGGCGUGGAAAUGCCUAUGGCGAAGAGGAGGAAGAUAGAGACUGCGACGUCUUUGGGGCUGGAGAAGGGCAAGGCAGCAAUGGGCGCUGAUGGGAGGAGGACACGCUCGCAGAGCAAAAGGACUGAGGAUCGGGCUCAACAGGUGCAAGUGGAGGUUAUUGAAGAUACGGAGGAUGAAGACUUUGAACCAGAUGACGGCCUUGUCGCAUGCCCUAUCUGCAGCAGAAGAAUGAAAAAUGAGGCUGUUUUCACACAUUUGGAUACCUGCACUGGGUCUUCGGCAUCACCAAAAACCUCGUUAUCAUUUGGACCCUUACGAACCCCCGCCCUUCCGCCUCAACAAUCAGUUCCGGCACAUAAUCUAAAACGUCUCCCAACAAUAAACUACUCACUCCUAAAAGAGACGGUCCUGCGGCGGAAGCUCAAGGAGCUAGGAAUCCCCGAAUGGGGCCCCAAACCUCUCUUGCAGAAGAGGCACACAGAAUGGAUGAACAUAUGGAAUGCAAACUGUGAUUCCAGGGUCCCGAAACCAAAACGAGAAUUGCUCAGGGAGCUCGAUAUAUGGGAGCGGACGCAAGGCGGUCAGGCACCGAUUGUUUCUAGCCUCGCAACUUCUCAUUCAGUCAUGCGGAAGGAUUUCGAUGUCUCCGCGUGGUCCACGACGCAUGCUGAUGACUACAAAACACUCAUCGCCAACGCGCGCAUGAAAAAGGCGCAAAUUGCUCACGUUACCCUAUCCAAACCGCCAUUGCCAGAUAACGAAAGUGCGGAUAGCAAUGAAGAUCAUACAUCCGACUCGACUGUUGCUGGACAGACUCCACCUGGCAGCCAACGACACAGUCAGAAAGUCGAGCAUGAACCGAAGCAUCAUUCGUUAGCUGGUGGGGUAAAUGAGAUUAAUGGAGAAGGUAAUAGUACUGGCAUGGAGCCCGAUAGACCGCCAAUUGUAGAAGACGCCGUGGCAUGA
Molecule: messenger RNA, 1293 nt
Organism: Paracoccidioides lutzii Pb01
Product: postreplication repair E3 ubiquitin-protein ligase rad18
Exons: 3
Coding region: 1-1293 (430 amino acids)
Biological process (GO): DNA damage tolerance; protein monoubiquitination
Cellular component (GO): nucleus; Rad6-Rad18 complex
Molecular function (GO): single-stranded DNA binding; ubiquitin protein ligase activity
Source: RefSeq, a predicted model, not a curated record